This is a messenger RNA of Armigeres subalbatus, 818 nucleotides long. RefSeq names its product keratin, type II cytoskeletal 68 kDa, component IB-like. Bases 92 to 475 code for a protein of 127 amino acids. The record is from RefSeq and is a predicted model, not a curated record. The transcript has 3 exons. Lineage: Eukaryota; Metazoa; Arthropoda; Insecta; Diptera; Culicidae.
GCGCUGAUAUCAUUGUCAACUUACAAGUGAUUGCGUGCAGAGCAAACCUUCGUUUCCUUAAGUCGUGAGCUCAACAUCCAACAUCACCAAGAUGAAGGCCAUGUGUGUUAUUGCUGUUCUUGCCACCGUUUUGGUGAUGGCUAACUGUGCUCCUUAUCAAAUUGCUUACUUGGUACCAGUAGAGGUUCCGCUGAACCGAGUAGCUCGUUCGGCGCAAUUUGGUAGUAGUGCAGCCAAUGCCGGUGCUCAGAGUUUCAACAGUGGCUUCGGAGGAUUCGGUGGUGUCUCUGGAAGCUCGGCUAAUGCCGCAUCUCAAUCCUUCAGUCAAGGUGGUGGCUUCGGAUUUCCAGGAUUCAGCGGAAGUUCUGCGAAUGCAGCCUCUCAGAGCUUCUCCGGUGGUGCAGGUGGAUUCCCAGGAUUCGGUGGUUUCAGCGGAUCAGCGGCGAACGCCGGCGCGCAAUCCUUCAGUGGAUAAGCACAUCGCUUAAACAUGGACAGGAAAAUACUCAAUUAAAUUCGAACCUCUUGCAAAUACUUGGGAACAUGUAAAAUGAUAUCGUUGCGGAAACCAUGCUUUGGCAAUAGCUAGAGAACAUUUUUUUACAAAUCAGUCGCACACACCUAAAUUAUUAUAUUAUCGCUCAUAUCAUGACAUCGAUAAUAGCCUAUGUAAAAUACAAGUAACUUAUUGUGAUGAACAUAAAAAUGAUCAUUUUGUACAAGAUAAUAUCUCUUUCCUGAACUGCUUUAAACAAUAUUGCUUAAACAAUCAUUUUUACUGGAAACUUAAAAUAAAAGUUUAUAAUAAUACGAAUCAA